This is a messenger RNA of Aureobasidium melanogenum CBS 110374, 1050 nucleotides long. RefSeq names its product Mov34-domain-containing protein. Lineage: Eukaryota; Fungi; Ascomycota; Dothideomycetes; Dothideales; Saccotheciaceae. The transcript has 2 exons. Gene Ontology annotation, molecular function: protein binding; deNEDDylase activity; metallopeptidase activity. Gene Ontology annotation, cellular component: cytoplasm; COP9 signalosome. Gene Ontology annotation, biological process: protein deneddylation. Bases 1 to 1050 code for a protein of 349 amino acids. The record is from RefSeq and is a predicted model, not a curated record.
AUGGACGGCCCAAGGAAGACGUGGGAGCUGGAUAACGCCGUCAACCUUACAGACGCCACUCGUGAUCAACCAUACGCCUACUCGGUCGAACAGCAAAAGGACAUCAACAACAAGAAGCCAUGGCGCGCAGACCCCAACCACUUCAAGCAUGUCCAGAUUUCCUCGGUCGCCCUCACCAAGAUGGUCAUGCACGCCCGCUCCGGUGGCAGCAUUGAAGUCAUGGGCCUCAUGAUCGGCUACGUCCUCCACGAGACCUUUGUUGUCACCGACGCCCUCCGCCUGCCUGUCGAAGGAACAGAGACCAGAGUCAACGCUCAAGACGAAGCCAACGAGUACAUGGUCAAAUACCUCGACCGUUCACGUCAAGCCGGUCAACUGGAAAACGCCGUCGGCUGGUACCACAGCCAUCCUGGCUACGGCUGCUGGCUCAGUGGUAUCGAUGUUUCGACUCAAUUCACCCAGCAAACCUUCUCCGAUCCUUUCGUCGCCGUUGUCAUCGACCCAGACCGCACCGUCAGCUCCGGCAAGGUCGAGAUUGGCGCUUUCAGAACUUAUCCCGAAGGCCACGUCCCUGCUGGUUCUGAAUCUGCUGGCGAAGGCAUGGCUGCUGUUCCUCUCGCUAAAGCUGCCGACUUUGGUGCUCACGCAAACAAGUAUUAUUCGCUCGAAGUCACUCACUUCAAGUCAUCACUCGACAACACAUUGCUGGAAGCUCUAUGGAACAAGUACUGGGUCCAGACUUUGUCCUCUUCACCUCUGUCCACCAAUCGCGAGUACGGCACCAAGCAAAUCGAAGAUCUGGCAGGCAAGAUCAAUCAAGUCACCCAGAAUGCCAAGCACAGAGGUUCAAUGUCCAUGCGCCCAGGUGCCAAAGGCGAUGCUGCCAUGGACAAGGUAGUCUCUGCCGCGGACAAGAUCGCCAACGAGGAAAAGACUGGUCUGUUGGCUGCUCAGGUCAAGGAGAAGGUCUUCUCGGCUCCUCCACAGACCACGAGCCUUGGAGAUGGUAAUGGAGUCGAGGUGAAGAUGCAGGAGGCUAUGGAAGAAUAG